UCUUUGUCCCCGUGUUGACAGACAGACAGACAGGCAGCCUUUCAUCAGGCCUGUGGAUGGCGAGCAGCUGUGAGGAGAAACACACUGAGCAGUCAGACCAGCUAGCGUCACAGAGAGACCACAUGAGAGGAGCUGGCAGCACUCUUUUAGGCCUGGUUUGGGUCAGCAGGAGUGUGUUUAUAUAUGUGUGUGUGCAUGUGUGUAAGUGCGCAUCUUGUCUCGGCUUAUUUUAUGGUUGUUUGGGAAAACAGGAAGUUAUGACUAGCUUUCACAUGGUUUACAUGAGACCUAGCUGCCCCGACAACACAGAACCUGACUGUAGAAUUUUUUUAUUUUUUUUUAUUUUCCAGUCUUCCAUGUGUGAGAAAACAGCCCCUCAUUUGACUGAAGAUAUGUCCAAAACUACUGCAUGUUGCUACAGCCUCCCACCUAGUGGUAGCUGAAAAAAAAAGACAAGAAAACUCAAGUUAAUAUGAAAAUUCUGAUUUUGUUCAUCACAUUUUUAUAAGUAGGUCUGAUACUUUAAGACCCAUUUACCAGCACAUAUGCAAUUUUCAAAUGAUAAUGAUAUAAAAGAAAUAGAUGCCUCUGGAGAAGGAGAGGGGAAACCCACUUUUGAGUAAUGCUGCAGGUUCAUUGUUCACAUUCAAGCUCUUUCAAGGAUUAACUAACUGACUGUCAUGGUCACCCCAAUCAACAAUUAGGAUAACAGCCUCACAUGCAGCCAGGUGAUAACUUAGACCUUCCUGUGGAAAGCACCAAAAAAGCCACAGUGAUGAAAUGCUGAAAUUACAGUCGGCUCACCUGUGGAUCUAGGUUUUCAGUUUCACCUGCAGUGAGGAUUAGUUUUAUCUCCUCAAUGGUAAUUUUUCAUCCAGCAGAUGCAGUUUUUACUUCACAGAUAAUGAUUUUUCAUGUAGAACAUAUAUAAGGAACUCACAAAUAUUGAUGAAUUGCGUAAAAAGGUCAAAUAAAACUACCACAAAGUUCAGAAAGUAAUUUCCUCUUAGCAACACGUGGACCAGCAGACAUGACCUUAAAAUGCAUUUAAGCAUGGGGGGUAAUAAACCAGUGGGCCCCUGGGCACAGAUUUGCUAGAAGCCCCACUGCCUCUCGGACACAGGAACAAGACUCAGACUUUGUGGUGGCAGAACACAGAGUAUGAGGGGCGAAAGAUACAGGACAUCGCAACAAUCUUCUGAGUCAAAAGUUAAGUUCAUUUAAGAAAUCCCAAGCAUAAAGCUGUGUGAGUACACAAGUAGUUCUCUGUUGCCUAGCCCUAUGAAAAACAGCAGUGCUUGUCAUGUGAUUGUUUAUCAUGAAAUCUUCAAAAUUAUAGCAAAUUGAUUAGUUACACUAACCAACUUUCAACAGAGGGGGAUUUGUGUGUAAUUACCACUUCUCCUUGUACUCUAAAUUAUAUAAAAGGCAAAUACGGAUGUCAUUUAAUUCACUCUCUCAUUUCUCCAGCUUCCUCUCUUUCACAUCACUGGACCUUAGUCUUUUGACAACAUUGGCAAAAUAAGGAGCCACUCAAAUUGCAGGGAUGCAAGCUGUCAGGUCUGUGUUUAUCCCCAAGUGGUCUUCAGAUGUACGUCUAGAUGGGAAGACAGCAAUAAUAACGGGAGCCAACGUUGGAAUAGGCAAAGAGACGGCUAAAGACCUGGCCAGCAGAGGUGCACGGGUGAUUUUGGCAUGCAGAGACAUGGCAAAAGGAGAGCAAGCUGCUCGUGACAUCAUGCGGGAGGUGAAGGGAGCCAAGGUAGUCGCCAGGCAAUUGGAUCUGACUGACACCAAAUUGAUCUGCCAGUUUGCUGAGAAUAUCUACAACACUGAGAAGGCUCUUCACUACCUGAUCAACAAUGCAGGUGUGGCUAUGUGCCCCUACGCCACAACAGCGGAUGGAUAUGAGAUGCAGUUUGGAGUCAAUCAUUUGGGUCAUUUCUUCCUGACCUUCCUGUUACUGGACUUGCUGAAACACUCGGCCCCAUCCCGAGUCAUUAACCUGUCCUCGAUAGCUCACACCAUGGGAAAGAUCCAGUUUGAUGACCUGAGCGGUGAGAAGAACUACCACCCUGUCAGGGCCUACGCUCAGAGCAAGCUGGCCAACAUCCUGUUCACCAGAGAGCUGGCCAAAAGGACUGAGGCUAUGGGGGUGAUGGCUUACUCUGUGGACCCUGGUGCGGUGAACACUGAAAUAACAAGGCACAUGAGGCGCCCUCUUGUGGACGUAAUCAGGACGUUCAGUUUCAUGCUCAAGACCCCAGCAGAGGGAGCCUACACCACUGUCUACUGCAUCGUCAGUCCUGAGAACCAGCUGCUCACAGGAGGACACUACAAGUCAGUCCAAAAUGCUGUUACAGUAGCAGUAAUACUUAAAAUCAGCUAGUUUAAAUAAUAAUAAAAAAAAAAUUUAAAAAUGUAAUUAAACAAAGCAACUUAACCCUCUGAGAAGUGAAAGCACACAGUCAGCAUCACAACAAAUGCAUUUAACCCUUUGAACCCUGGGCAAAUUUGCAAAAGUACAAGUGACCCGGAAAUUUAAAAAAAAAA
Plectropomus leopardus (leopard coralgrouper) is the source of this 2553-nucleotide messenger RNA. Lineage: Eukaryota; Metazoa; Chordata; Actinopteri; Perciformes; Serranidae. The record is from RefSeq and is a predicted model, not a curated record.